GUUGGACGACACUCACUUCACAAAACUUGUACACUAGUGAAGACAAAUGCAUUUUAAUAGACCAGUCCUUCACUUUAUCUCUAAAUGGCAUAGGAAAGGUGAUCAUUCAACAAUGUCCAAUUUAGAAUUACCAAUUAACCUAUUAACAAUACCCAAAAUGGUACUAAACUGUUGUGACAUUACAGCUGAGUAUUUUUGCCCAACCAACCACUACGAUUAACAAGCUACAUCCAGUAGAUGUAUUCAUACAGAUGUGAUUUUUUUUCACAAGUUUUGUCAAGUCUUUGUCAAAAGUAUUUGAAUUUGACAUAUUGCUCAGUGCUUUGAUAAUCACAUUUAAUGUGUUUUAUGGCCUUAUUUAAAUUUUAAAACUUAGAGUCAAGGAGGAAUGUCCAGUAUCAACCAGGAUCUAGUUAAAUUAAGUGCAGUAAAAUCGGUUUGUGAAGCUUGUUGAGUUCUGAAUGUUGAUUUUAUGUAAAUGAGAGAACUAAAUUUAAAAAAUCAGUAUAUCCAUCUUUUCGGAUUGAAUCUUAGGUGACAAUUAAUAUUUUUCACCUUGUCACGAAAUGCUGGACGCCAUUAACCUGACCAAUCAACUGUUAAAUGAUUUCCACUGAUAAUAUUAAACUAAGUGAUGCUUUCAGGGACAUCACGUUUAAUUUCUCUGAUACGUAAUUUUCCCACGUACGUUUCAUUGUCAUAUGGUGAAUCCGGACCUUACCUGAUGUGACUUGCACAGUACAGUGCAUUGAAUGGGCUCAGACUGGGCUCGUAGAGAGGAAAGGAGGGAGGGGGGGGCUUCUGGUUGGUGGGUGGGGGAGGGGUUUUAUUUUUUUUUUACAGACAACCAGGAAGAGACCUGCGACUUAACAUUUAGGCAAAGAGAAAGAAAGACCCCAGCAGCACCGAGGGCUGCCACUUUAACAGCCCGCCGUCACAACCACCUACUCAUUUGAAACGUACACAUUCGGUAUCAAAGCAUAGAGAAAUAUUUUUAUUUUUUCUACAAUACAAGACCGACCCCCACCCCUCAAGAAAGCGGGGUCAAAGUUCACAGGAAGCUGGGGGGCUGCCAUUUUUUCCCUGCUGCUACUGCUAACGUUUAACGGUAGAUGCUAAAAGGACGGGAGGGGCGGCUGGUUUUAGAUUUUCUAGCUAGCUGCUGUCCAUCGGUCGAAAUCGCAACGAAUAAUCUGUCAUUUCUCCGACCGUCGUCGCUAACAACCAUUGCUAUUGGAUGAAUUCGGCAUGGAGAAAGUAGCGGAGCCGUCUUGGACUUCUUCGUACACCUACCAGGUGAGCAAGCACAGUGCGGAGAUGCUACACAACCUCAACAUUCAGAGGAAAGAUGGAGGCAGGUUCUGCGAUGUGAUCCUGCGCGUCGGCGAGGAGAGCUUCCCUGCCCACAAAGCUGUGUUAGCCGCCUGCAGCGAGUAUUUCGAGUCGGUGUUCGGUCGCCAGACGGAGGGCGACGGGGACGCCAGGGAGCUGGAGAUGCACACGAUCAGUCCGAAAGUUUUUAAAGACAUCCUGGACUUCGCCUACACCUCCAGGAUUGUGGUGCGACUGGAGUGUUUCCCGGAGUUGAUGACAGCUGCCAAGUUUCUGCUGAUGCGGUCGGUCAUUGAGAUAUGUCAGGAGGUGAUCAAACAGUCCAACGUGCAGAUCCUCGUCCCGACCUCUCGGGGAGGAGACGCCAGCCUUUUCCAGGCCACGGGGGCCACGGAGCUGGGUUUUCCCGUGGCUCAGCAGGCUCUGGUGAACGGCACGGGAAUACUGGUGAAUGGCCAAAGCUUCGCUAACAAUACACAAAUGCACGUCGACGGGGGCGAAGACGGCGCCGCGGUGAUGUUGGAGGAGGGCGGCGAGUCGUCGGUGCCGGUGCUGGAGCCUGUGGAAGGACUGCCCGUUUCUCCAUCAGCGGAAAUAACGGGCAACGCGUUUCAUCACGACGCCGACUCUCCCGGCUCGAAGAAGGGCAGAGGGAGACCAAAGAAACCCGGCGGAGUGGAGCCCGUGCACUUCAACCACGGCGGCGUGCAGAAAGACAACGGGCUGUUUCCGUGCGGGGCCUGCGGCAAAGCUUUCACCGAGGCUUCCCGCUUGAAGAACCACGAAGCGCAGCACGGAGCCCACACCGGGGGCUCCGUCCACAGCGUCGCCGACAGCCUGUCAGCUCCGGGCGGCAUCUCGUUGCUCUCCCAGCCCGGCGUGCUGGAAAACGGCGUCCAGCUACACGGGGGGCUGACGCUGGACGGCGGCCGAAAGCGGGAGAGGACCAGGCGGCACGUCGGCUGUGACAUUUGCGGGAAAGUUUUCCGCGACGUGUACCACCUGAACCGACACAAGCUCUCCCAUUCCGGGGAGAAGCCGUACGCGUGCCAUGUGUGCGGGCUCCGGUUCAAACGAAAAGACAGGAUGUCAUACCAUGUGCGGUCACACGACGGCUCAGUCGGCAAACCCUAUGUGUGCCAAAGCUGUGGUAAAGGUUUUUCAAGACCAGACCACCUGAAUGGACAUAUCAAACAAGUACACACCACAGAGAGACCCCACAAGUGCCAGAUUUGUAAUGCCUCUUUUGCCACACGAGAUCGCCUCCGGUCACACCUUGCAUGCCAUGAGGACAAAAUCCCCUGCAAAGUUUGUGGCAAGUUCCUGCGAGCUGCCUACAUGACGGACCACCUCAAGAAACACAGCGAAGGAACUCAUAACUACUGCGGCAUUUGCAACAAAGGUUUCUCCACUGCGUCCUACCUUAAGGUGCAUAUAAAGACACACCAUGGCUCUCCACUGCCCCCCUCUACCACAAUGCACACCUUCCCUGAGCCAAGGGGGGAGCUGCAGAUGCACAACGGCACCCCUUACCACAUGGGACGCCAGUGCUCAGUGGAAGACCUGUGCGCCAGUCGCCAGCUGCUUCUCACCUCGUCUGAGGCAGAGGGUCGCUUUCAUGGGCUCUCUGGACACCCAGCUCUCCCCCAGCCUGGCCAUUCAUCCCUCUGCUUGCAGCCUGAGCUGCUCAUGGGGAAGCCAGGUGGGGCUCCAUAUUUCUGGGAGUGUCGCUCUGGCGGGGUGCCUGGCUUCCCCGUCCAUGGGCCUGUCGCAGAUGGACAGGAAAACGCCGGGAAAUGCCCUCACCUGGAGUCGGAAGAAUCGGAUCCCUCGUUUGGGGAACUGUCCAACGGCGACGAGCUCAAAUCUCCACACAAACCCGACGGGCCGGAGCUGGAGAUGCCCCCUUUAGCCUGUAACGGAGCCUCCGCGGGGACCUUGGCGUCCCCGGAGGGUUCUAAAGCCAAGACGGACCCUGAGAAGAAGUUUACCUGCGGGAUCUGCGGUCAGGCCUUCCGCACCAAGUCCUACCUCAACAAGCACCAGCACAGAGUUCACAAAGCCCAGAAGGCCCAGGGGGUUUCAGGGUCUGGCUUAAGCGAGAUGGCCCCCUCCCUGACCUCUCCCUUCUCCCCUCAACAAAACAUGUCUCUGCUCGAGUCCUUCGGCUUUCAGAUCGUCCAGUCGGCUUUCGCCUCUUCACUGGUGGACGCUGAGGCGGGUCAGAGCGGAAUCGACUUCGGAGGAAAGUGACAUUUUUGCUAGAGGCUUCGCGAGUCGUCGCGAAGCUUCUCGUUCUUAGGACAAAGCCGGGUCGACCACGCACGACGCCCUGUGUUUGGGAAUAACUUUGCCUCAAGACUACUUUUUUUUUUUUCUUUUUUCUGUUUGUCACGAUUCUUAAUGUGUGUCCGAAACUUUUUUUUUCUUCUUUUCGGGUCAAAGAUUGCCAUAUAAUUCCUGUUUUUCAAAGAAUGAAAUGAGUGUGUUCGGUAUUUAAAUUUUCUUGAUAGAGAAAUGACAUGAAGGUUUUUAUUUCCUUUAUCCUUCAAAGUGAUGUUUCUUCUCGCUGUUUAUUUGACUUGUUUGUCUUUGAGCUUUUUUUUUUUUUUUGGCUGCACAGACGUGAUGACUUUUCACUGCAUCCCUCAGUUCUUGUCUUUUCGCCCACUUCAGCUGCUCUGGUGUACGUGGUUAUUUGCCCCCUGGCCAUCACAAUGACUUUUAACGCUUUGUAUUUCUUGGUCUUCUAAAAGCUGUAAACAGAUGUCUUUACCUCAGAGCAACAAGAGGGCUAAAUUCUGUAUUUAUUACGUUCUCUGCUUCUUUCAAGGAGAGGGUUGUUUUCUAAAGACGGGGAUUUAAAUUGGCCUCAGUUUUGAUCUUUGAGUCUUUUUUAGAGGAAGAAAUCCUAACAGGCUCGAAGUACAUUUCACGACACGUUUAUUAUGAGCUGUUUUCUUUCAGCUUCGUUCAGAAAAUAUUAGAUUUCCAGCCGCUGAGUCUUACUGGUAGCUGUCAAGGACCUUAUUGAACUACUGUUGGCAGGAUUACAGGCAAGAAGCAUGUUUAAAAAAUGAUUUUUUAAUUUCCGUUAUUUGGAAAACGAACCGUUUAGUAGAAGAAAGCGGUGACCUACACAAGUCAGGAUCCCUUUAGAGGUAAAUCUGUAUUGAAAUGUACCUUGUGCUCGUCAGGAACGACCUUUGCCCCCACCCCACCUAGAAGUACAAUGUUUGUUUGGUGUUAAAUCCGUUGUGUACAAGAAACAAGGACCAAGGUCAGGUAUAUUUUCACUAUAUAUUUUGAGAAAUGUAGAUUAUAUUUUAUUAACUUAUUCAUGCCCUUGGUUUGGUGUACAGUUUUUCUUAAGUGUCAAACAAAAAUCUUGUGAUUUGCUCACUUUUUUUCUUUUUUCUUUUCUUUUUUUAUCUCUAAAUUAUGUUAAAUGGAAGUGAGUGUUUGCUACGUGUGUUUCGUGCAGAGGUUUAGAAAAAGGAUUCACACUCGGAUCCGGAUCGGCCGACGAGGUGUAGUACAGAUUGUACAGAGUCAAGAAAGUGAGCUUUCUGAUUUUCCGCAUCGCUUCUUCACCUUCAUCGCCUGCGCUCCUUGUAUUGCCCCUCCUGUUACAGUUGUUUUUGUUACAGCAGGCCUGCUUGUCUCUAGAAGUGAGAAUGUAUUUAAUCCAAGACAUUCCUGUAAUGAAAAGAAACUUAACGGAGCAGUUUCCUUAAAUUAAUGCACAAUGGGUGUAUCACAUUCAUUUUUUUAAUUGGUUUCUCUGGGCGUCAGUCGAUUAGAAGGAAAUUGUGCGGUCGAUUAAGUCAGUAAAGUUUAGUUCAGUUUGAGGCUGCGACUAAACAUUAUUUUUGUUUCUGACUAAUCUGCCUUUUCUUCAUCCAUGAAAAACAUUGUGUCCCAUGAUGACGUGUUUAGUUUGCUUUAUUUGUGUUACCAGCCGUCCUUAUAUCCGAAGAUCGGCCAAUCUAAGUUUACUGCCGCGUGUUAGAUGGUUUGGGUUUUUAGGUUAAAGCUCGACAUAAACGACGGAUUGAUUAUCGAAAAUCAUUUCAGAUUCUACAGAUUGUUGCAGCCCUUAAUGUGACAAUGUGACUUUGCGCAAUCGCCACAUACUCUGCUUCCCCUCGUGUACGUGCGUGCGUGCUUGUGUGUGUGUGUGUGCGUGUGUGUGUGUGUGUGUGUGUGUGUGUGUGCGUGUGUGUCUGCGUGUGUGUACACAGAAACAAAGUACAAUCACGGCCGUUCGGCACAGUUCACGACAGUUUAAAUUGCAAAGUUUUCAGUGCUUAUUCGGUGUCACAUGGACCUGUCAUACAGCUCACUCAUCCACAUAUUUCUCAUAGGUUGGUGUUUUUCUGUUUGUAUUGUAGAACAUGUAUCAUUAUGCAGACUCAGUCCGACAUCACAGUGGCUGACAGUGUGUGUGUAUGUCUGGUGUGUAUUUGUCAGUUUCUUUGUUUCCUGCUUUGUCUUUAAUUAUUAUUAUUAUUAUUAUUGUGAGUAAUUUAGUCUGUUAAAUUCAGUACAUUCCUAUAUUAUUUAUGGUUAUAUUGUGAUUGUAACAAGUGUAUAUACCUUCCAUAUACACACUCUAUAAAUAUAUAUAAAUAUAUAUGAACCAACCGAUAUGAUCAGUGUUUGUCAGUGGUGGUCUUGUACAUAUAAAUUUUUUUUUUCUUUCCUCGUCUGUUAUGUGGAGGGAUGUUAAGUUAUGGCCAUUUGAAGUGUAAACUGCAUGUUCUGGCAUGCGAGCCGGUCGGGGGACUGAAUGUCGAUCACUGGUUGGUGGCAGUUAAACGCUUUCACUGCUCACUUGUACUGUCACUCUGCUCUGGUAGCGCUCACACUGCCAGCUGCGCGACUCGAGUCUUUGACCAAGAUUUUUAACCCUUUUUUGAUCCACUCUGCACUAGUAUUUACUCCUUAAAAGGUGAUAAGGGUUGUGUUGAUAUUAUCGUUAUUAUUUGAACACAAGCUGAAUUUGCUGUAAGAAGAGGAUGAACCUUUUGUGUGUUUUAUUUUUUAUUUCUCACUGGGAUUUAAAGAUCUGUUUCACUCAUGUUGGUACUUAAAUGUAAAGAAAAAGAAAAAAAAAAAGGAUUUCAUAGGUUGUUUAGGCCUUUUGCUUUCCCCUUUUGGUCUGUUGCAAAGUGCCUUCCAAAUACUGAUUGUGCACAGCAGUGGAUUAAAAAAAGGUCCUCUUUUCUAAAGGUUAAGAAUUGUACAGAGUGACUUGCAUUGACACUUUUGUAUAAAAACACAAAAUGUACAAUAUUCUCUUGGUAUUUUAUCAUCGUACUCGACAAGAUUGCUCUUAAAACAUGUGAGCUACAUGUUUUUGUUAUAACGUCUUUGGACAUAUUUCAAUAUAAGCUUACUUUUCUAUAGAUAUUUGUUUUUGUACUCUGUUAUUGAGUCUCGCCUCUCUUCUUGGUACAGAGACGGGCAUCAAAUAAAUUGGAGCAGAAAAUCUCCGAA
This is a messenger RNA of Mugil cephalus (flathead mullet), 6834 nucleotides long. RefSeq names its product POZ/BTB and AT hook containing zinc finger 1 (gene patz1). Gene Ontology annotation, cellular component: nucleus. The transcript has 6 exons. The record is from RefSeq and is a predicted model, not a curated record. Lineage: Eukaryota; Metazoa; Chordata; Actinopteri; Mugiliformes; Mugilidae. Gene Ontology annotation, biological process: regulation of cytokine production; regulation of immune system process; negative regulation of transcription by RNA polymerase II. Bases 1249 to 3585 code for a protein of 778 amino acids. Gene Ontology annotation, molecular function: protein binding; RNA polymerase II cis-regulatory region sequence-specific DNA binding; DNA-binding transcription factor activity, RNA polymerase II-specific.